Molecule: messenger RNA, 3338 nt
Organism: Sorghum bicolor (sorghum)
Lineage: Eukaryota; Viridiplantae; Streptophyta; Magnoliopsida; Poales; Poaceae
Exons: 4
Coding region: 1176-3044 (622 amino acids)
Source: RefSeq, a predicted model, not a curated record
GGACAUGACAUCCGGGAUGGAGCACAUGCACAUGGACAUGCCCCGAUCCUCUCCUCUUCCACCUACCCUACUCUAAAAGCAAGAGCAAGAGCAAGAGCUCCUCUUCCCUUCCUCCGCCGCAUCCCCAUGUGCACUGCAGCUAGCGCACAUUGUUUUCUGUUCCGCCCUCCAGCAGUCGUCUAGGCCGGUCGGCCGGUCCAUUCCAUGGCCGACGACGGAGGAUUAACGCUGCUGCUACCCUACUGUCGGGGCACUGCACGCCACCUAGGAGCACUAACACGCCGCUUCCCUUCCAAUUCCAUCCACGGUAAUCAAUCAUAUUCUUUAUUAAGCUGACAUCCUCUUGCGUCUGCCAAUUCCCAAAUCGAUCGUCAGGGAAACGGCAGGCGAAUAGAAUUUCAAUCAAAUCAUGGUUUAAAUCCAACGAGUCCUGGGCUUGGCACAGUUUGGACAUAUGCACGCCGCACGCCUAAUGAUAAGUACAGUAUACAUACAGGGCUCGAUCAUCAGUUCUGCUUAAUUCAAUGUAUCACAUACCAAUGGACAGCUUGCAUGCGCUCUGUUUCUUGCUUGUAGCAUCUGCCCAUUCUUAACCUAAACUUGAUUGGACUAGUUUAGUUCAAUUCAAUGCACCAGUCAGCCUGCCUGGCCACUCUAAUCUCAAGUUAAUCUCCCCAAAGGCCAAAACCAAAACCAAAACCAAAACCAAGCAGCUAGCUAGCUAGCUCUCAGUCAGCAUGCAAUGGCCCAUGCAAUGCAACGCAUGCCCCCAUGAUAAUGGAGUACUCUGUACUCCUCAUCUUGUUUUUGCCCUGAACGGCUGAACCAGUGAACCGAAACCAAGAAGCAGGGGGCAUCGAAUCCCCAAUCAUAUGCAACAGCCAGACAGCUCAUGCCUGCUGCUCCCAAUCUGCAUGCUGCCAACCCAAGGCCAUGCCCAUCCAUCCAUCCAUCCAUCCAUGAUACACAUACCCUGUCUCCUCCGUCCGUCCAUCCAUUGCUCCUGUGCACAUUCACACACAGAGACACCUGCAGAUGCCAAUUGCCAAGCCAUCAGUUGCAAGCUCUUCUAGUGUUCGUUGCCGCACAAGACUUGAGCUGAUGCCAGUGCCACUGUAACCAGGAGAUCGAUCACGCUAUCGCCAGCCCCUCGCUCUUGGUUCCAUGGGACUGCGAUGCUGAGGGAGGCCGCUAGGCUGCGCAGAGGAGUUUCCACCGCCGCCACCAAGAUCCGCAAGCGCUGCGCCGUGUCGCCGUCGUGGGAGCUGCGGGCGAAGCGGAGCGUGCGCCUGAUCGGCCGGAGCGUUGGAGCCGCGUCACAUUGCCCGAGCAGCAGCAGCAGCUGUAGCAGGAUCAAGAGGAGGAUGAUGUCGGAGCCGUCGUGGACGAACCGGCGUUGCCGCCGCCACGCCGGCGUCGAGGUCGAGACGCGGUCCGCGGCGUCGGCCAGGAAGCUCGUCACCGCGCUCUGGCAGCACGGCAAGGGCGGGAGCGCAUUCGAGGAGGAGGACGAAGAGGAGGGGGAGGUCGGGUGGGACGACGCGGCCGCCAAGCGCCGGAGCUCCUCGGAUCACCGGGGCAGCGCGUCGGUCGAGGUGCUGUCCAAGUUGUCGAGAAGAAAGAUCAAGGCUUUCAAGGAUGAUGGAGAGAGGAGCUGGCACAAUGGCCAUGCUCAUGCUCAUGGCCACUGCUUCUCAGAUGUCAUGAGCAAUGGCGGCACUGUGGGGGGCUGCACUCCAGCACGCCAGGGUGAUGGAAACAGGACAAUCCAGAUGCAGGAGCUGUACAACAGCCUCACGGCUUCCAACGAGCUGGUCAGGGUCCUGGCCAACGUCCUGGGCCCCACGGGAGGCCUCACCCCGACGGCGGCGUCCCUCCUCGCGGCGCUGCGCUCCGAGCUGGACGCCGCGCGGCAGCUCGUGAAGCAGCACAGGCGCGGCGGCGGCGGCGAGGACGACUACGAGCGCCGGCUACGGAGGCAGCUCGCGGAGGAGGUGCGCGCGUGGAAGUGCAGGCACAGGGAGAAGGCCGCGGCGGCCGCGCGCCUUGUCGCCUCGGAGCUCGACGGCGAGCGGCGGUCGCGUCGGCGGGCGGAGAGGGUGGGCAAGAAGCUAGCGGAGGCGCUGGCGGACACGGAGGCGUCGCUGCGGGCGGCCACGCGGGAGCUUGAGCUGGAGAGGGCGUCCAGGGAGCGCCUGGAGAAGGUGUGCGACGAGCUCGCCAGGGGCGUUGGCGGUGGCGGCACGGAGGCAGAGGAGGAGGAACUCAGGCGGGAGGCCGCCACCGCUCUGGAGGAGCUGGAGAGGGAGAGGGAGAUGCUGCAGGUCGCCGACGAGCUCCGUGAGGAGCGGGUCCGGAUGAAGCUGGCAGAGGCCAGGCUCGACUUCGAGGAGAAGAACGCCGUCGUCGACCGCCUGCGCCAAGAGCUCGAGACCUUCUUGGGCACCACCAACGAACGUCAAGAAGAAACGCCUGUCCACCAUGAACUGGUGUCCAAGGAUGUGGUGGAGGAUCAGCAGCUGCAACAACUGGUUCUUGCCUCUGAAUUCGGUGUCGACGGCAUCGAUCGUGUGGUCACAGAAAAGAGCGGACAAGAAGAAAAUGCCGAAGCUGAUGCUGAUGCUGAUGGCGACUCGGAUGGCAGCGACAUCGAGCUCAACAUGGACGGCAACAGCUGGAGCUACACCAACACCUCCAGGUCCAGGGAGACGACGACGGCGGCCAAGAACGCAGCGCUUUCAGUUUCAGACAGAGCAACGGAAUGUGGCGCCGACGUCGGCGCCUUCGAUCGGAGAUCUGAAGCAACGAGAGACGCACCGGAACUGGAACAGGAGUGGGCGGCGGCGGACGGAUGCAGCGACGACGGGACCACCACCAAGGACAUGGACGAGGACGCGGAGAGGUACGAGGCGAUCAAGAACCUGAGGGAGCAGAUGCUGGCCGGCCACGCGUUUCUCUUCCUGUCCAAAGGUGAGACCGACGCUGACAGCGAUCGGCAGCGCCAUGGUUUCACUUCUCAUUUCGAGGACGGUGGCCUCUGGUGAGCACAAUUAAUGCUUGGUGAGUCACAAAAAAAAAAAAAUUAAUGCUUGGUGUUCAGCCGUUGACAGUGACACCAGCCCUCUUUUUCUUCAAAAUUUGUGUAUAGUUUUCGUUUUGGACUUUUAGUGGUCCAUCUGCACAGCACAGUUUUUAGAGUUCUUUUCCUCUGGGGUUUGGAUCGAUACUGUACUUCCACAGGAAUCGUGGUUUCAAAGUUUUGAUGUUUUGGCACUGGCAUUUUGCGUUUGCUAUCACAAUCAAAACUCAAAACUCACAAUAAAUGCCUUAUUUCUGUA